GUAUAAAGCCGGGCUAUUACGGCUGGAGCAAAUGUGCGUCAAGAGUUUUCCAGCGGGACGACAUCAAGAUGUCUGUUAAAGAAUUAGAAAAAAAGAAGACGCUAGACUUGCGGAAGAAGCACAUUGGGCCAUCCUGUAAGAUUUUCUUCAGCCAUGACCCUAUCAAGAUUGUGCAAGCCAAAGGCCAGUACAUGUAUGAUGAAGAAGGACAUCAUUACUUGGAUUGCAUCAACAAUGUGGCUCAUGUGGGCCACUGUCACCCAGAUGUGGUGAAGGCAGGAGCUCAGCAGAUGGAACUACUCAACACCAACACACGUUUCUUGCAUGACAACCUUGUACUGUAUGCUCAGAAGCUGCAGGCAACACUUCCAGACAAACUGUCUGUGUGCUACUUCGUCAACUCUGGCUCUGAAGCCAACGACCUGGCUCUUCGAUUAGCAUGGCAUUACUCAGGCCACAAAGAUAUCAUCACACUGGAAAAUGCGUACCAUGGCCACGUCUCAUCGCUAAUCGACAUCAGUCCGUAUAAGUUCCACCAGCUGUCAGAUGCUGAGCAGAAGCAAUUUGUCCAUGUGGCUCCCAGCCCAGAUGUGUACAGAGGGAAGUACCGAGCGGACCACCCUGAUCCAGCCACAGCAUAUGCAGACGCAGUCAAAGAAAUAAUAGACAAAGUCCACAAGAAAGGAGGAAAGAUUGCUGCUUUUAUUGCUGAGUCCUUGCAGAGCUGCGGUGGACAGGUCAUCCCCCCUGUGGGUUACUUCCAGCAAGUGGCCAGGCAUGUCCGUAAGGCAGGAGGCCUUUUCAUUGCCGAUGAAGUCCAGGUGGGCUUUGGGCGUGUCGGCUCGAACUUCUGGGCCUUUCAGCUUCAGGGAGAGGACUUUGUGCCUGACAUCGUUACAAUGGGAAAACCAAUUGGCAACGGCCACCCCAUGUCAUGUGUGGUCACAACCAGAGAAGUGGCAGAGGCCUUCAUGUCUACAGGAAUGGAGUACUUCAAUACAUUUGGAGGUAACCCAGUGUCAUGUGCCAUUGGUCUGGCUGUCCUAGAUGUGAUUGCGAAAGAGGAUCUUCAGGGUAACGCACUGCGUGUGGGCCGAUAUCUCACCAGUCAGCUGGAGAAGCAGAAAGAGAAGCACCUGCUUGUUGGAGACAUCAGGGGUUGCGGUCUCUUUGUUGGGGUGGAGCUUGUGCGAGACAGGGUGAAACUCACUCCGGCUACAGCAGAGGCUCAAGAAGUCAUUUAUAAGCUAAAGGAGCAACACAUCCUUCUUAGUGCUGACGGCCCUCAUCGUAAUGUAUUGAAAUUUAAGCCUCCACUGUGCUUCACUAUGGAGGACGCUGACCUGGUGGUGGAGAAAAUCGACCUCAUCCUUACAGAGCUGGAGGAAGCUUUGGGUUUGAACAUGCAUGAUGCACUAAAUGUAGAAGAUCAAGGCAAAAAAAGAAAGCUGUCGACUGAUGAAAAUGGACACCAGUAUCACAGUAGUUCAGUACACAGCAAAGGACGCAGUCAAGGAGUUCCUCAACAAACCAAAUGCCUCAAGACAUAAAGCUGCCUUUGAACAAAUCUGACACUAAACUUAAUCUUUAACAGAAAAUAUGGCUGAUUUGUGAAAUCAAAUACUUUAUCUGUGUCAAAAUUGGUGGAUGCUUUGGUGUAUUUUUAAAUGUUUUUACACUAUUACUAAUGCAUUACCAAUACAAUUAGUAUUCAGUGUAUUCUCAGGUGUUAUGUUCUUUAAAUUACAAUGAAGUCUCUUUUGGAGUAGAAUAACAUUAAUGUUAAUGUCACUGUAAUUUUUUUAUUUUAGACUUUAUUUAGCAAGUUACUGUGUUGCAUUAAUUUAACUUUUGUUUUAUCAGCAUUCACUUGUUUUUCAUUGAAUUCCUCUUUAAUAAACCCAAUCCUGCCUGAAGAUAAA
Melanotaenia boesemani (Boeseman's rainbowfish) is the source of this 1922-nucleotide messenger RNA. It is a transcript of the gene etnppl, whose product is annotated as ethanolamine-phosphate phospho-lyase. Lineage: Eukaryota; Metazoa; Chordata; Actinopteri; Atheriniformes; Melanotaeniidae. The transcript has 13 exons. Gene Ontology annotation, molecular function: transaminase activity; ethanolamine-phosphate phospho-lyase activity; pyridoxal phosphate binding. The coding region runs from base 69 to 1550 and encodes 493 amino acids. Gene Ontology annotation, cellular component: mitochondrion. The record is from RefSeq and is a predicted model, not a curated record.